AAUCGGCUGGGACGAUUCUACCAAAACCUUUUCACCACGGAAGCAAGAGUGUGCAUUUUGGCGUAGUAGUUUAGAGAAAGACUGAGUCAGAUUCGAUUCAAAAGAGAGACAGAGAGAGAAUCGGAAGAGAGAAUCGGAAGAGAGAAAUCGAAGAAAAAAGGAAGCCAUGGACGACCAAGAGUUCCGUAGCCUCCUUGAUCUCUUCCCCGUCGUACGCUCUCGCGACCACCGUGCUGAUUUAGAUUCUUCAAGGCAAUCAACUUCACAGUCAGUUGUGGACCGAGAGGUAAGUGAGUGGCAUGAUGCGCCGAGUGUAGCUGAGCCUAAAGUCUUGCAAGAUCGGAAGACUGAUCAAGAUAAAUUCUGGGAAAAGCUGAAAGCGGCUGCUAAAAAGAAGGUUGGUGAGGUUGAAGCAGAGAGGUUUUGUAAGGCUUUCGAGAAACUCCACAAGAAACUUGUGUACGAAGAAUUGGAUCAAGAAGCUGCAAAGCGAUACUUAUUAAACUCUUAAAUUUGUGUCUUCUUCUAUACAAUGUGCUUCCAAAAAAGUUUGGUUAUGUGGUGGAGACACUACAACCCUUGUCUUUUUGUUUAUCGUAAUUAUGAAGGAGCAAAAUUCUCAUAUUGUGGUCGUCUUAGUUAUGAAUUUAAAAAUCUUUCCCAAAUUCUCCAUAUCUGAUCGGAACCUUUUAAAACU
Molecule: messenger RNA, 697 nt
Organism: Capsella rubella
Lineage: Eukaryota; Viridiplantae; Streptophyta; Magnoliopsida; Brassicales; Brassicaceae
Exons: 6
Coding region: 167-511 (114 amino acids)
Source: RefSeq, a predicted model, not a curated record